Dracunculus medinensis (Guinea worm) is the source of this 1998-nucleotide messenger RNA. The record is from the annotation of a GenBank genome assembly. Lineage: Eukaryota; Metazoa; Nematoda; Chromadorea; Rhabditida; Dracunculidae.
UUUUUAAUUGGCUGGACGAUGCGAAAUAAUGAUUUAACUCGAUUAGACAGCAAUGUGAAAAUAAACAAUUCGAUAGCUUUCGAAGGAAUCCAUGAAAUGGAAUGGUGUUUCGAUAUUGUCCUCUAUUAUAGUAGUAUCGGUGAUGAACAAUCGCAAGCAAUUUUGCAGCAACUUUCUGAUUAUUCUCGAUUCAGUUUCGCAAUUAAUGGAAUCCUAACAUGUCUAAUAGCAGUUUUUGGCUUAAAUGGAAAUGUUUUCCUCUUAUGGCAGGUUAUCUUAUUUUUAUUUCCAGUAUUAUUCAUUAAUAAAUUAAUUCAUCGCACUCGCUACUUUUCUCGUCGUUUGGCUUGUCAUAUAGCAAUGUUGUGCGUUUGGGACAUUACAUUACUCUUAUGUUGUGUUAUGACCUACGGUAUGGUUUCUUCUAAUAGUCUUAACCUACUUGGACGAAAUCUCUUCGAUAAUUUUUGUUUUAAAGGAGUCAUAGCACUUUAUUAUAAAAUAACGCCAGUAUCUGGUUUUGCUGCAUAUAUCUUAUAUUUCUUCCAACCGUUAGCAAGCUUUUGCGUGACGGCUACAAUAUGGCAAGUUUUUGCUAUGACCGUCGAAAGGUAUUUGGCGGUAAUGAAGCCGCUGGAGCAGCAGCUAACAGAAGCAAGAUUUUCAAUAAAAUCAAUAUGUAUAUUUAUUAUUUCUGGUGCAUUUAUCUUAAAUAUAAGUAUGGUGCCGUUCGAACGAUACUUUACAACUUGUUAUCAGUUUCUUAAAGGAGGUAAUAUUGUUUUUCAAACGAUGGUUGUUCAAUACGAGAUCACUAAUAAUCCAUUUUACGCCAUAUUCGUUCAUUUGAUUCCUGAUUUAAUAUUUCGAGCACCUUUACCCAUAAUUUUAAUCGCUGUAUUAACGGCACGUACGUUGCAUAAAUGUCAACAUCGACAAGUGGGAAAUAUUGUUGUCCAUUUGAACCAACGUCGAAGCAUUUCUUUCAUGCUUACUACGCUAAAUGUAAAGUUUAUCUUAUGUAAUACAUUAUACAUGAUAAACACGGUAUUGAUUGAAGUAUUAGGAUAUGGCGGAAAAACAAGGUAUGUGCGGAAUGUGGAAAAACUAGAAGGUAAAAAGAGAAAUAUUCGAAAUUUUUGUUCCAGUCAAAACGACCAGUAUGUUCAUUCACUUUAUCUAACUGACCUAUCGAAUAUGUUACUUGCCAUACAUUCGGCAACAAAUUGGCUUUUGUUUUAUCGAUGGACUUCAUGGAAAGAAUUUAAAUUGAGAAAUGAAAAGAUAAAUAUAAAUGAAUAUAGUUAUGGUUCGUUAAAUAUGCAGUAUUUUACAAUUCAGGAAGGGCAAAAAAAUUAUUAUCCCGUUCAUUCAGCUGAACAAAUCGGUGGAAAAACUAUUGAAGAUAUUCUAAAUAAAUUUUCUCCAUGGAAACAUACACUUUGUUUAGAAUCACCAAGAUUAGCUUCAAAAUUGGUUGCUAAUUAUGAAAAUAUGAAAGAUCUAAUUAAUAGCGAAAAUAUACAUAGACAUGGAGAGAUUGUUGGCGACUUCAUUGAAGAAAUGAUAGUUUCAAUGCGCGAUAAAUCGACAGUUAUGCAAGUGCGAUGUCGUGAUGCUGGAUUUCAUCACAAAAAAGCAAAAGUUGCAUUCACGUCUAAUCAAUGGAAAUUAAUGCGUGAUAUAUUAAUAAGAAAUAUGGUUGCAAAUACAUUUUCAUCAAAUUCAUCUCCAGGAAACGAUUCAAUUUUGAAUAAAUCUAUAAUAAAAAUUUCUAAUAUCAUUAUUGGCGAGAUGAGACGAGGAGCUUUAUGUGCAUCCGUCGAUAAUGAACAAAUGGUAAACAUCGUUAUCUUUAUAUUUUUAUCAUUUCAAAUAUGGAUUACAAAUUAUCAUUUCAAAAUGAUAAAUGAGCUUGACGGUUCUGUUCUGCGGCACAGCGACAAGUCACUUGAAAAAACGACGCUGACGAAACAAUACAUAUAUUUCGAUAAAUGA